AUGGCGAAGUUGUCGUCGGCAACAUUCCUGGUCGCGAUUUUUGCAGUUGCAUUCGCCAGGGCGAAAGAUUGGGACGAGAUUUCUCCCCACCUCUUCCCAUUUGGACUGGAAAAUGAUCUGACGGAUCCGGAAUUUGAAGUCGCUUCGGAUCCUAAACCCUGCUGUUUCCCAGAGACUUGGCAGGGCGUCCUUAGUGCUUCGAUUGCUAAGGCACCAAGAAGGGGUCCAGCUACCCACAAAAGUUCUCUCAGUAAAGUUUACAUAGAUGGCCCCAACAAGAGAAUCGCUGUCAGGAUCCAGUGUCCCUAUCUCAAGAGAGAUGUCAUUGGAGUUGUUGGAAUCUACAACCCAACAACCGGAAUUGGCUUCACGUUGUACGCAUUCAAAAUUGAAAAUGCCACUAAAUGUUGGAGCCACAAAUUCGACAAGUUGCCCUACAAGAAGUCUUGCAUCCCUGAAAAUGCUACCUUCGUCGGUUCUGCUAAAUUAGAUGAAGAUGAUGGUGAAGAAGAAGAUGGUGGUGAGGAAGAAGAUGGUGAUGAAGAAGAAGAAGAUGGUGAUGAAGAAGAAGAAGAUGGUGAUGAAGAAGAAGAAGAUGGUGAUGAAGAAGAAGAAGAUGGUGAUGAAGAAGAAGAAGAUGGUGAUGAAGAAGAAGAAGAUGGUGAUGAAGAAGAAGAAGAUGGUAAUGAAGAAGAAGAAGAUGGAUUGUAUGACUCUGGGCUGGCGAUCAACGCUUUCGGCCACUCAUUCAAAUCCUGUCAACUGGAAUGGGAGGGGUCCUUUGCGGUUACCGACGCCUGCAUUCCCAUCCUCUUCCGGGAAUCCGGAGUGAUUGGUGGCCGCCGGGGAGAUAAGUGUGUGAAAGGAGAGGGCAGUAGUGAUGAUGAGGCUGAUGAUGAGGGUGAUGAUGAGGAUAAGAAGGAGGAUGUAUCUAUUCAGGGCAUCGAUCCUACUAUCAGACUAGGUUUCCGCCUCACCUUCCAACCCGAAAGUAAAAAGCCUCGCCCCCGCCCAGGGCCACGCCGUGGGGGGUCCACGAAGUUCGUUGUCAACGUCGCCUACCUUAACCUCCAGCCUAAAAUUAGCGACCCGUCUGUCUUUAACGUUCCAGACAUUUGUAAGAAGUCAGAAGUGGUGAGGGAGAUGAUGGGAGCUGGGAACGGGAUGGAUGACAGGUUCAAGGAGGAACUGGAUGGGAUUGUUAAUAUCCUGGAGCAUGGAGUGCUGUGA
Helobdella robusta is the source of this 1230-nucleotide messenger RNA. RefSeq lists its product as hypothetical. Gene Ontology annotation, molecular function: calcium ion binding. The record is from RefSeq and is a predicted model, not a curated record. Bases 1 to 1230 code for a protein of 409 amino acids. The transcript is spliced from 5 exons. Gene Ontology annotation, cellular component: extracellular region; lysosome. Gene Ontology annotation, biological process: cell-matrix adhesion. Lineage: Eukaryota; Metazoa; Annelida; Clitellata; Rhynchobdellida; Glossiphoniidae.